This is a messenger RNA of Hydractinia symbiolongicarpus, 2886 nucleotides long. Its product is annotated as inosine triphosphate pyrophosphatase-like. The transcript has a single exon. Gene Ontology annotation, molecular function: nucleoside triphosphate diphosphatase activity. Lineage: Eukaryota; Metazoa; Cnidaria; Hydrozoa; Anthoathecata; Hydractiniidae. Gene Ontology annotation, biological process: nucleoside triphosphate catabolic process. The coding region runs from base 2116 to 2739 and encodes 207 amino acids. The record is from RefSeq and is a predicted model, not a curated record. Gene Ontology annotation, cellular component: cytoplasm.
AUGGUGUUUUAUAUCUGCUUUUCUUUAAUUUGUUUUGGCAUAACCAUUUUUGUUUCCUUUGCAAACUGGACCGUAUAUGGGUUAUGACAUCCAUAACUGUGUUGCCUUUGAUUUGCCUUAGGGUCUGCCUUUUUUAUGUGUAGCUAGUUAGCUAGCUCUCUAGCCUAGUUGCUAACAUAAUUUCACAAAUGCUGACCGUUGUUAUACUUAUCAUUUUUGUGUGUGUAUUACUUGUGGAUAUAUCUGCUUUCCCACAUGUUCACUAACUAAUCUGUUAAGGGUUUGAAAUGCCCUAAGACCCCAAGCACACGUGUCAACCAUGACAGAAUUUUCUCUUAUUUUACAAAGCAGUUGUUUUAAGCUAGCUAGCUAGUUAUUCUGUGAUUCGGUUUUGCUAUGUUUUGAUUUUGAUCAUUGACAUUUAGCCUAAAAAUUUCAUUUGUGUUAUAUACACAUAUAUACAUACAUUUUUUAAUAACGCUUGGUGAAAACAAAUUUAUUUCUUGGGGCGGACAAUUGCAGAAUCACAAACAUUUUUCUUGGAAUGAUACAUAUCUAUAUCUUUUCUCUAUAUCUACAAACUUUUUAAUGUUCCUAAGUAUCAAUAUGUGCACAUUGGCCCAUGUGCUCUAAGUCAAAAAGCUAUCCAGCUAGACAUUUAGCAACUAUACACAAUUAUAUUUCACUUAAAUUUUUUUUAAUUUAACUUUUUCUUGUUUUUUUUCCUAGAAAGUUUACGUUGAAUAAAAUACGACAUGGUUUAAUCUCCAUACGAUGCUUUUUGAUGAUUUUAUAACAAAAUACUGCAUUGUUUAAGCGCCAUACGAUAACGUUUAAUGGUUUCAGAAUAAAAUACUGCCUUGUGUAAGCUCCAUACGAUCUCGAUUAAGGGAUUUCAGAACAAAAUGCAACAUUGUUUCUUCAUGCAAUCACGUUUUGAUUGUUUUAGAACAAAUUACGGCGUUGUUAAAGCUCCAUACGAUCGCGUUUUAAUGUAUAUAGCGAAAAAUCUUUAUUAUCCUUAAAUAAAGAUGCAUAUUCGCCGCAUUUUGUUCUGAAAUGACCAGAAAACGAUCUUAUAAAGCUUCAAAAUCGCUGUAGUUUGUUUUACAAACGACGAAAAAACAAACUAGGAGGCUUAGCAGUCGCCGUACUUUCUUCUAAAUUGAUGAGAACACGUUCUUUUUAAAGCUUAAAUAUCGGCGUAUACGUCCUUAUAAAAUGACGAGAAAUCGUCUUUUCGAAGCUUUAAAAUCGCCGUAUUUCUUUUAAAAAGAAACAGAAAACGUCCCAACAAACAUAAAGAUCGCGGUACUUUAUAAAGAAUAGCGCAAUCGAAACUACUAUUUUUGAUUAGUUUAAAAAAGUCUCAAAAGUAGUAGGUGUGAAAUAAAAAAUGGCAUCGUUGGCACUUUUAAAUUACAGCAGGCUUGUUGCAUAUGGCAACAAAAAGUUCAAUUACAUUGUUGUUACGCAAUGUCGUAAAACUCGCGUACAUGUAAAGUUACCUUUUCACCUGUUGUAUAUUUUUCAAUAAUAAAGAAACGUGUAAAACACCGAAAAUUAAAUUGUGUGCCCAGUAUAUUUAAAGUUCGAUCUGCGAAUUUUAUGUUUAGUAGGUAAAUUUGAUAUCCAAAAAAAGAGAAAUCACUUCCGAAUCGCGAUGCUUUAAUUCGAACGCUGAAGCCUUGUUUUUCUAUGGUUCUAUGCGUAUUAUCAAAAUUCUUUUUUAUGAGAAAUGAAUAGCAAAUCCAUCUAAAUAAAUUGGUACAUGCAGUGAAAAGUACAUGUCUGGUGUAUAAUUAGGGUUAUUUUAUUCUUUACUUGCACAAGUCGAAAAUUGCGAAUGCGUGUUCUUGUUUAAACAGGAAUUAAAUCCGCAUUUUUUUUCGCAGGGCUUUCUCCCGCAAUGCUUACUUCUCAAACAUGAACUUGCAAUAAAAUUGACAAACGCGAGAAUAUGAAACGAAUUUGGCCAUUCAAAAAACUUCAAUUGCAAAAAAUUAGAAACCUUCUUCAUUUUAUUUAAGGUUUUCUUUCCAAAACUGAUUGCUUUGAACUUCCUAUAGUAGAUAGAUACCACAACUAGCAACAUAGUGUUGAAGAGUUUGUGGAAUGGCCGCGAAAAAGACGCUCGUCUUCGUUACUGGUAACGAAAACAAACUGAAAGAAGUCGCCCAAAUUUUAGGAGAAAAAUUUCCAUGGACACUGACAUCGAAAAAAAUUGAUUUGCCUGAAUUUCAAGGUGAGCCAGACGACAUCAGCAGAGAGAAAUGUAAAAUUGCAGCAGAAGCUGUUAAAGGACCAGUUAUAGUUGAAGAUACUUGUUUGUGUUUCAAUGCUCUUGGUGGAUUGCCUGGUCCAUAUAUCAAAUGGUUUUUAGAUAAACUAAAACCGGAAGGGUUGCCACGUUUACUAGCUGACUGGGAUGAUAAAUCUGCUUACGCUUUAUGUACGUUUGCUUAUUCCACUGGCAACCCUGAUGAUGAAAUCAAGUUAUUUAGAGGAAAAACUCCAGGUGUUAUUGUUGGACCAAGAGGACCCAGAACAUUUGGCUGGGAUCCAUGUUUUCUUCCUGAUGGUUUUGAUAAGACGUAUGCGGAAUUAGAGAAGGAAACGAAGAAUGAGAUUUCCCAUCGAGGUCGUGCUUUAGCGGAAUUAAAAAAGUACUUUGAGAAUGAUGUUCUUGAAAAUGGUGAUGAACCAGACAAGAAAAAAAAACGGUUAAAUGAAGACUAGUAUAUGUAAUACACCUGUUUUAGAGUUUUAAAAAAAUACAUCACAAUAAAAUAAAUGUGAAUUCAAUUUUAAGUAAAGCUCUCCAGAAUUAGAAUUCUUCAUCAUGUACAUCUUGAUCAUGCUUGAAAUAAUAAAUAAAAAACUUAA